Acanthosepion pharaonis is the source of this 543-nucleotide messenger RNA. The record is from the annotation of a GenBank genome assembly. NCBI's taxonomy places the organism in Eukaryota, Metazoa, Mollusca, Cephalopoda, Sepiida, Sepiidae.
AUGCCACCUAAAAGGAGGAAACUUUUGGGAUGGCACACGGCAGCUGUCUCCGCUGCUAGAGCAGCGAGGUCGAGUGAAAUCCCUGAACAGUCUUCUUUGCGUCUUUCACGGAUGGCCUUGAGCUCAGCUGCUCGCUUAUCUACGGAAAGCGCCGCUGUGCAGACUGAAAGGUUGGCUUCAACGGCUUCAAUCAUGUUCGCAUGCCGCGCCAGGCUUUCAGUUGAAGAACGUUCACUUCAGAAUUCACAGGACGCAGUCCGCAUGGCUAGGUUGAGGGCUUCACAGUCCCCUGCACAGAAAAUCAUUCGUCGUUUGCGGGAUGCCACCGCCAAAGCUUGCUCCAGGGGUUUGGAAAGCCCUGAACAAACAACUUCAUGUUAUCUUAGGAAUACUAGGGCUAGAGCCGCCUCUAGAGCUUCAGAAAAACCCCAAGAAACCGCUCGUUAUCGCUUUAGAAAUGCCCUAUCCACCGCGUCUGCAAGAGCCUUAGAAAUCUGCAAGAGCCUUAGAAAGCUCUGCACAGACCACUGUUCAUUGCAUUAG